Molecule: messenger RNA, 1040 nt
Organism: Pararge aegeria (speckled wood butterfly)
Lineage: Eukaryota; Metazoa; Arthropoda; Insecta; Lepidoptera; Nymphalidae
Product: mitochondrial 2-oxoglutarate/malate carrier protein-like
Exons: 6
Coding region: 164-1039 (291 amino acids)
Biological process (GO): succinate transmembrane transport; oxaloacetate transport; thiosulfate transport
Molecular function (GO): sulfate transmembrane transporter activity; thiosulfate transmembrane transporter activity; oxaloacetate transmembrane transporter activity
Source: RefSeq, a predicted model, not a curated record
UUAAAAGCUCGACACAAUCCAAAAAACCUACACGAAAAUGACUGUUAAUUAAGUAAAUGCUUCAUUUAGCAAAUGUUUUUCAAAUACUACCCAAAUUUUACCAAAAUAGGCAAUAGCAAAUAGCACAUAGGUAAUACAAGCAAUACUAUAUAUUUUGUCGGCAAUGGGAGACAAAAAACCAGACCGGAAACCUAUACCAGGAUGGUUGAACUUUGUAUUCGGAGGAAUGAGUGGCAUGAUGGGCAUAUGCGUGGUUCAACCAGCUGACUUGGUAAAGACGAGGAUGCAGCUUAUGGGCCCAAAAGGUGACAAGUCUGUGAUGACAACCGUAUCUGGCAUACUUAAGAACGAAGGCGUUUCUGGGUUCUACAAGGGGCUUAGCGCUGCAUUGUUCAGACAAGCUACAUAUACGACUGCGAGACUGGGUAUCUUCAACAGCAUAAACGAUUAUUAUACGAGUUCGCACGGUGCUCCGAGUUUCCCAAUGAAGCUGGUAAUCGGCAUGGUUGCGGGAGGACUGGCCGCGUUCGUCGGCAAUCCAGCGGAAGUGGCUCUCAUCCGCAUGACGGCUGACGGUCGCCUGCCACCCGAUCAGCGACGGAACUACAAGAAUGUAUUUAAUGCGCUUUCCAGGAUAAUUUCUGAGGAAGGCGCGGCGACGUUGUUUAGGGGCGCGAGCGCGACCGCCACCCGAGCCAUGGUGGUGAACGGAGCGCAACUGGGGAGCUACUCACAGGCGCGGGAACAGCUGUUGCCAGUUUUAGGCCAAGGGAUCGUCCUACAUUUUAUCGCUUCCCUGAUCUCCGGAUUGACUACAGCCUUAGCUUCUCUGCCUGUAGACAUCGUGAAGACACGUGUACAGAAUUCAGCAAAAGGGGUCAACCAGUUUCAAGUACUGGGCAGCAUAAUAAAGGAGGAAGGAGUUCUCACCCUGUGGAGGGGGUUCAUCCCCACGUACGCCAAGAUGGGACCCCUGACCGUGCUCAUGUUUAUAUUCUUGGAACAAUGGAAUGCGUUAUAUUAUAGGCUCACUGAAUAAG